Haemonchus placei is the source of this 660-nucleotide messenger RNA. The record is from the annotation of a GenBank genome assembly. Lineage: Eukaryota; Metazoa; Nematoda; Chromadorea; Rhabditida; Trichostrongylidae.
AUGGAGUGGAGUGUGAUUGACGUGUAUGCAGCAGAAACGGCCGGUAAUCCGCAUGUUUCUCUCUCUCCCUUCGACGCCACCAUUUUCGCAAAGCGCUAUACGCCCGAUUAUGACAUGCUCUUGAUGAUAUACGAUGAGUGGACAUUCCGUCGUGGAAGAUCCUCAUACGAGUUGGGCAGUCAAGUAUACUAUGUGGUCUGUGAUGCGACGGUGACGAAAUUCACGAAAUAUCCAGUGACAGUCACCUCGAGCUCUCGUGAUGAUAUGGUUAAAGUCACAGGCAAGUGCGUAGCGAAUGCGAUUCCAGCCCAAAGUGAAGCACCAACUGGAUUCUGCACGUCUACCGGCAGAUGGAACCAUCUGAUCGGUGAAUGUGGCUGCAAACCUGGUUAUACGAGCGAUUCGUUUAACGGAGAAGACAAGUGUGUCGUCGGCACUUUGGCGGCGGCAUACCAAUACCAAUGCUCCAUGGAACAAGUAAAGGUAAUUUUGGCCCGUCUUGGUCACCGUAAUGGACUCAUCAUCCAGAGGUCACCACGAGGCUAUACAACGGGUUUAUGUCUUGGUGCCUUAAUGGAAGCCGCCGUUGUCGCAACCGAAAAGGAAAGCUCUGCGCGGACGGCAACAUACGGAGAUCAUCAUAAAGCAACGGCUAAUUAG